This is a messenger RNA of Onychostoma macrolepis, 1171 nucleotides long. It is a transcript of the gene ier3, whose product is annotated as immediate early response 3. NCBI's taxonomy places the organism in Eukaryota, Metazoa, Chordata, Actinopteri, Cypriniformes, Cyprinidae. Bases 58 to 696 code for a protein of 212 amino acids. Gene Ontology annotation, biological process: negative regulation of apoptotic process. The record is from RefSeq and is a predicted model, not a curated record. The transcript has a single exon.
UUUGAGAAGCAGAGACACAGAGCAACUAGCGCAUACCGGAACUGACCUGAACUAGCCAUGUACACCAGAUCAGACAGCCUGGUCCUCUCGCUCCCGACAAACACGUUCUUCCAGCCGCAGUCGCAGUCGCAGUUUGAUUUCAGACCGAUGAUGCCGCGCAACACCGAGCCGGAGAUCUUCACCUUCGAGCGGAUCCCGGAGACGCAGCAGUCGGCGUUCCCUCCCCGCGGAGCCGCGGCGCGCCCGCGCAAGAGGAACACCCGCGUCAUGUACCCCUCCAAAGUGCGCAAAUAUCUGCCGCCGGCCGAGAAGAGCCCCGCCAAGCGCUGGCUGCUCGUCUUGUGCCUGGUGGUCUUCUUGCAGAUCUACACGGAGGAGGGAUCCGUCGAGACCACGCAGAGUGAAGGACCGACCUUCACCGAUGUAACUUCGUGCAAUGUUCUCCGCUUCCAGUCUGCUGAGGAGCAAGCCAGAGAGAUGAUGGGCAGCUGUUCUGAGGACCUCAGCCUGAUGUCUCAUCAGCAGCUCCAGUCUAGCAGCGAGGAGAAGAAGGAGAACACCUGGUUUCUGAACACUACAUGCCCAAGCUCAAGCUGGGAGGAGGACAUCAACACUUUCUACCAGCAGAGCAGGAGGAAUGGAUACGUGGUGGCCCUACUCUACCCAGUGUACCAUAGACUUGGCACAGAGAACUGAAUGAACUCAGAAUCAAGUUUGUGGACUAGUCAAGUUCACUGAACCUUCUUGGAGGAGAAAACCAGGCUCCUGUGGCACCCAAGUUGUGCCUGGAGAACCCAGCUUGACUGCACAGAGCGGGACGAAGUGAUGGAAAACACAAGCUGAGGAGACAUCCGAUGGACUUGAAUGACGAAGAAACUUUAUAAUGGAAUGAAACUUGAAUGGCUCAUUUAGAUUUACUUGAAAAUGUUUCCCUUGAACUGUAGCCUCACAAGUAGACCUGUUGUACGUCUAAACUCAUGAGGGUGUCACAAUGACCAUUUGUGUUGCUGAACGCUGCCGCUCGCAGAAAUACUUGAAUCUCACAUUGAAGAUUUUUAUGUUAUAUGAAGAAAUAUUUCUUGUAGCUAUUUAUUUAAUGAUAUUUAUUUAUUGUUAUUUGCUUAUUUAUUUCCUAUUGUCUUGUGAAAAUAAACUGACAUUUGCAUCUACA